Molecule: messenger RNA, 2478 nt
Organism: Trichoderma citrinoviride
Lineage: Eukaryota; Fungi; Ascomycota; Sordariomycetes; Hypocreales; Hypocreaceae
Product: ARM repeat-containing protein
Exons: 9
Coding region: 25-2370 (781 amino acids)
Biological process (GO): tRNA export from nucleus; protein phosphorylation
Cellular component (GO): cytoplasm
Molecular function (GO): ATP binding; protein kinase activity
Source: RefSeq, a predicted model, not a curated record
CGUUCCGGAUAGCCUCUCUCACGCAUGGAGUUCCUCAAGUCGGCCGUGGCCUCGGCCAUCUCCCAGGGCCCUCCUUUCCCCUACACCUUUGGCGACAAGGUGGAUGUCGACGAAUCCAUCUGGACGCUCUACAAUGGCACAAGGCGGGAGGACGGAUCCAACUGCAGCAUCUUUGCCUUCGACAGCGCCGCGAAGAGGAGCUUGUUGCCGCUCGCAAAGAACGCGCUGAGAAAGCUGCGGACGCUGCGACACCCAGGAGUCAUCAAGGUUCUGGACACGGUCGAGACAGACACAUACAUCUACAUCGCGACCGAGCGCGUGACUCCUCUCCGGUGGCACGUUCGAAGGAAGAGCCUGAGCCCCGAGACGAUCAAAUGGGGUCUACACACUGUCGCUCAAACGCUCAAAUUCAUCAAUGACGAUGCUUCCUCGAAACAUGGCAGCCUCAGGGUCGGCUCUAUAUACACUACGGAAAGCGGCGAGUGGAAACUAGGGGGUUUCGAGGUCCUGAGCAACGUCAAGGACAGCGAGUCUGCUCUCGAUAGCUACGGAAGCUUGGUUCCCGACUCUGGUCGAUAUGCGCCGCCAGAGGUGGCUCAGGGUGGAUGGGCGGCGACCAGAGCGCACCCUACGUACGCCAUGGAUUCGUACAACUUCGGAAUCCUCAUCUUUGAAGUCUUCAACGGCGACUUUCACGGCCCGGACCAGGUUGGUCAAACCAAAAACAUACCACCCAGCAUGCAGACUGCCUACAAACGGCUUUGCAAUGCCAACCCCAAAGCACGGAUAAGCGCUGGCAAUUUCCUCGACCUUGGACGCCGAGCAGGCUCCUUUUUCGACACCCCCUUGAUUCAUCUGACAGAAGGGAUUGAGAACCUGGGGGUGAAGAACCCUGAUGAGCGGGAAGAGUUUCUCAACGAGUUGGAAAAAGUUACGGAUGAUUUUCCUGAAGAAUUCUUCAAAUCCAAGGUCCUGCCAGAGCUGGUCAAAUCGGUCGAGUUUGGCGGUGGCGGUCCCAAAGCUCUUACUGUUGUGCUGAAGAUAGCUGCCAAGUUGCCCUCUGACGAUUUCGAGUCGAAAAUCACACCGUUCAUUAUUCGGGCCUUUGCAAAUCCCGAUCGGGGCAUUCGCGUCUGCCUCUUGGACAACCUGCCUCUCAUCAUUGACCAAUUGUCACAGAGGGCAGUCAACGACAAAAUCUUCCCCCAACUCGUCACCGGCUUCACGGAUGCAGCGCCUGUAGUGCGAGAGCAGACGUUGAAAUCUGUUCUCGUUGUCAUUGGCAAACUGUCUGAUCGCACCAUCAACGGCGAACUUUUGAAGCAGCUGGCAAAGACCGCGAAUGAUGAGCAGCCUGGCAUCCGAACCAACACGACGAUUUGCCUGGGCAAGAUUGCAAAGAGCCUUGGCACAUCUUCAAGAUCAAAGGUGCUGAUAGCCGCAUUUACGCGCUCCUUGCGGGAUCCCUUUGUGCACGCAAGGAACGCUGCGCUCAUGGCGCUGGGCGCCACGGCUGAAUACUUCAACGAGGAUGACAGUGCCAACCGUAUCCUGCCGGUUAUAUGCCCGGCGUUGAUUGACAAAGAGAAGAUGAUCCGGGAUCAGGCCUCGAAGGCAAUGGAUAUCUAUUUGCAGAAAGUUCGCAAGGCUGCUGCUGCCAUGCCCGAUACCGCCCUACCUCCCCCCCAGUCGGCCGAUGCUUCCACUGCCCAGGCGGCCACGGUGCAGCCAGGAGCAUCCGGAAGCAGCUGGGCAGGCUGGGCCAUUUCGUCUUUUACGAAUAAGCUCACUGCUGUAGCUGGAGAAAUGCAAACUGCCAGCAGCCCAGCCCCAACCCCUGUUGCUUCACCACCCGCUUCCGAGGCGAGGAGGCCACCCACAGCAUCCGCAUCAAGUCUUCACCGUCAAACCUUGACGUCUCCUCCCCCGGCAUCAUCGGGUCUCUCUACGCCUAGUGCUGCAAGUGCUAUUGCUGGACAAUUUCUGCCUGAUGACGACGAUGCCGCCGGUGACGCUUGGGGCGAUCUUAAGGACGAUGUUGGUAAUGCAGGUGAUGGUUGGGGCAACGACGACGGCUUUGGGACGACAUCUGCGGCUUCGAAGGCACCUGCAGCUGCGUCCGCAACGCCCUUUGGCGAAGACGAGCCCGAUUUCGCAGGAUGGCUAGCGGCGCAAGCGCAGAAGAAAGGACCAGGCAAGCCUUUGCCAAAGGGGCUGUCCAAGACCACGACCACGACCACGACUGCCAAGAAGCCCGCAACAAAGACGGUAGCGAAGCCUGUAGCAAAACCGGUGACGAAACCUGCGGCGAAGAAGAUUGAUCUGGCGCCCAAAGAGACAGACGACGAUGAUGGAUGGGGUGAGUGGUAGAGCUGGGUUACAUCUGUUUGAGUGUCUGAAUAAGGUUGUUGUUGUAUAUAGCGAAACAAGCCGGCGUUGGGAUUAGAAUUGGACAUUCGUCUUCAACAGUAAUGUGUC